Glossina fuscipes is the source of this 488-nucleotide messenger RNA. Its product is annotated as probable pseudouridine-5'-phosphatase. The record is from RefSeq and is a predicted model, not a curated record. The transcript has a single exon. NCBI's taxonomy places the organism in Eukaryota, Metazoa, Arthropoda, Insecta, Diptera, Glossinidae. Gene Ontology annotation, molecular function: phosphatase activity. Bases 20 to 367 code for a protein of 115 amino acids.
GCAAGCAAUAGCAAAAAGGAUGACGAUGGAGGCAUUAACGCAACCUCGCGGGGGGCUCAAUUAUUGUGCUAAAGACGUUCCUAUUUGUUUGGCAACAAGUUCAGCCGAAGAUAUGGUUCAUAAAAUUGCCAAUCAUCGCGAGGUGUUUAGUUUACUUAGUCAUCGUGUUUGUGCUUCCACCGAUCCGGAAGUGAGGGAGGGUAAACCAGCUCCCGACAUAUUCCUAAUUGCUGCAUCACGUUUUCCCGGCAAACCGAAGCCACAGCAAUGCUUAGUUUUCGAGGAUUCACCGAACGGGAUAAUAGUGGCUUUUAAGGCUUCCAUGCAAAUGGUAAUGAUGCUCGAUGAACGAGUUUCAGUUGAAUAGAGUUACUUAGCCACACUACAUUAAAAUCACUACUUGGUUUCAAACCAGAAAUGUUUGGUUUACCGCCUUUCGCCAAUUAAUCAUAGCAAAGAGAAUUUCUAAAAAACUACAAGUGCUUUGU